UAGUAAGUGAUCUGUAGUCGUUCGACUUCUGUCGUCACGGGCUUAAAUUCAAAUUUUGGAUAUCUUAUUUUGGUGUCGUUUCUCUUGUUCGUUUGGUUUGGAAGUCUACUUCACAGGGAAGGAAAUUUUUCAACUGACCUAGGGAUUCUAUUAGCUAUUAGAAUCUCCACUGUUUUUCAAGGAUGGCAUUUUUCCGAUUCGAGCUUAAAUUUCUCGUCCUCAUCCAAGUUAUAAUACACUUAUUCCCAAAACACAUGUCUCAAACAACAGCUACCAAUAACUGUACAAGUGCUGUCAAUCCUACUGAUGCCUGUGACAAAAUCACCUACGAAGAAGUUUAUAACAUCUUGGCAAAAUCAGAAAACAGUUUCAACAUCGAGUCGGCUCUUUAUCCACCCAAGAGGCCUUCCUCAGUUCGUGUGUUUGUUAAUGUCUACGGCCACAGCAAAGUUAAAAAUUCAACUCCUGCUGCCAAAUACACGUGGAGUAUUUCUUGCCUGUACGCUGCUCUUCCUGCUAAAGUUCUUGAAUUUUGGUCUUUAUGGUCAAUCAUGGUGACCAGUCGAACACAGGAGCUUAACAUAACAAUUUCACUUUCCUGCUGUGAUGUGACAAAAGGGAAACUAAAAAAACACAUCGAAGACGCUCUAGCUGCUCUUCAAGAUCUGGCUGUUAGUCCAGCAAUAAGAGACCCCCAACUGAAUUCUGCUGAGUGUAUUACAGAGGGACAUCAACCAAAUAUUUCUUCUGUUGCAGAACACAGUUGGCGUAUAAUAGCAAUGUUAUUCCUCUCUGUUCUCUUUUCAACACUGUUUGGGCCAUUGUUGGCCUUUAAAACAACGAUAAAACGGGACGAGCUCAAAAACAAAAAAGGAAGGAAGUCAAAAAUUAAGAAAAAUACAAUAGAUUUCCUUUGUUUGAUUUUAUUAGUAAUACUCGUUGGUUUAUAUAUAGCAAAAGAGGUAACAGUCCAUAAAAUUAGCAGCGAUAAAGAAAUUGAUAGAAAUAAGAGAAAUGAUAAAGAAGUUGUUCCUUGGCACGUUGAAGCGAUACAACCGUUCAUUAUGGGUGUUGGGGUUAUGGUCUUCGUGGUGACAUGUAUAGUCUGUGGGAGUUGCGGCCAGAGAAGACAUCAACAAGGACAUCAACAAGGACAUCAACAAGGACAUCAACAAGGACAUCAACAAGGACAUCAACAAGGAUAUCAACAAGGAUAUCAACAAGGAUAUCAACAAGGACAUCAACAAGGAUAUCAACAAGGACAUCAACAAGGACAUCAACAAGGACAUCAACAAGGAUAUCAACAAGGAUAUCAACAAGGACAUCAACAAGGAUAUCAACAAGGAUAUCAACAAGGAUAUCAGCAAGGACAUCAACAAGGACAUCAACAAGGAUAUCAACAAGGAUAUCAGCAAGGACAUCAACAAGGACAUCAACAAGGAUAUCAACAAGGACAUCAAAGGGAGCACACAGUAGAGUGGAAGUCAUUCUUUUUCAUAAUUUGUGCAAAUUUAGCAACCUACCAUUUUUGUUGGCUCUUAGUCGGUAUAAUGCUAAAUCCUAUCUGGGGUCUUGCUGUCCUGCUCUUACUUUGUCUUGUUAUCGGUGUCUUAACCUUUGCAUUUUAUACCUGCAUGUAUUCAAUUACUUAUGACAACAACACAAAAUGUCAGUCAUUUUCCUCAUGUUUUGCUGGGUCCCUAGCCAUCUGUGGUCUUAUUGUUGUUGUAAUUCUAGCUGCGCAGUCAUAUAAUGGAAGACAAACUGCUGAUGAGGCUUUGAAAGAAGCAGUGAUGUAUUUAAUCUCUAUAUUCUUUUCAUGGCUCUAUUGGAAGAGGUGGGUUAAUAAAAGUAAGAAAUCUGCAGAUUGCAAAAGUGGUCCUGUUUCGGCUCCUAACUCAUCACAAGAAAAUGGUCAUGUUCCAGAGCACAGUGGAACAGAAAUGGAAACACUUGUGCAGCAAGAUGUUUGA
Messenger RNA from Pocillopora verrucosa, 1973 nucleotides. The record is from RefSeq and is a predicted model, not a curated record. NCBI's taxonomy places the organism in Eukaryota, Metazoa, Cnidaria, Anthozoa, Scleractinia, Pocilloporidae.